GGGUCCCCGGUGUUCCCUGGCGGAGCCUUCUCUGCGCUGAGCGGUAGGAGGCGAGUCUCGAGCUCCCUGACCCGGCAGCGGCUACCGGAGGCUCCCUGGUCCUAGCUCGGCUGCCAAAGCAGCAGGACCUUGUGGCAGCGCUGUUUAUUCGCUUGCUUUCUCCUUGCCACACUCUUGGGCUGCUCCCUAGGAAGUAGGGAUAGGCAGAAGGGAACUGAGCCGCAGCGCUAGGAUGGGAAACAGUGCCCUCCGCGCUCAUGUGGAAACGGCGCAGAAAACUGGAGUCUUUCAGCUUAAAGACCGUGGUCUGACAGAGUUCCCUUCAGAGUUGCAGAAGCUGACAAGCAACCUUAGGACCAUCGAUUUGUCCAACAACAAAAUCGACAGCCUACCGCCUCAGCUAAUAGGAAAGUUCACUCUGCUGAAGAGCCUCUCCCUCAACAACAACAAACUGACUGUUCUACCAGAUGAAUUAUGUAAUCUGAAAAAACUAGAGACUCUAAGUCUAAACAACAAUCUCCUGAGAGAGCUACCAUCUACCUUUGGGCAGCUUUCUGCCCUGAAGACCCUGAGCCUCUCUGGGAACCAGCUGGGAGCACUACCACCCCAACUUUGUAGCCUGCGACAUCUGGAUGUUGUAGAUCUCUCUAAAAACCAGAUUCGGAGUAUACUUGACACAGUAGGGGAGCUGCAGGCCAUCGAACUCAAUCUCAACCAGAACCAGAUAUCUCAGAUCUCAGUGAAGAUAUCCUGCUGCCCUCGUCUGAAAGUCCUCCGCCUGGAGGAGAACUGCCUUGAGCUCAGCAUGCUUCCACAGAGCAUCCUCAAUGACUCCCAAAUCUGCCUGCUUGCUGUGGAAGGCAAUCUCUUUGAGAUAAAGAAACUUAGAGAGCUAGAGGGUUAUGAUAAGUACAUGGAGAGGUUCACAGCCACCAAGAAGAAGUUUGCAUGAUAUUCUCCAGGACCAUGGGAAACUUAAAGGACACUGACUUGGAACCCCUGUUGGAAUCUGGCCACGUUAGAGGCUCCUGGUGUUGGAGAUGCUCCAGAUUAUGUUUCAUUUAAUGGCUUUUUUCCUUUAAAGGACUAUCUCAGAUAAGCUAAAGGAAAAGGAUUUCGGAGACAGGAAGAGCCCUUCAUUUUGAACCAUGGAUAGGGUGAUGGCCAAUGUUGAUCUUUAAAACCAUCAUUAGUUGGGCUAUAAGAAAACCAGUAGGGAGUUGCUAUUCGUGCAGUGAGGGAAUGCUGCUUGGUAACAGAAUGACUCCACAGCACAGCUAGAGAUUUUGUUGAGCUGCAGUGUGUCAGCUUUCAUAAAAUCAGUUACCACAUCACUUCUGUGUUAACACUUCAUAUUUUUAUGAAAUUCUAAUUUGUGGGGAACUUCGAUGGUUAAGAACAUGUGCUUUUGUUCCAUCUGCCAAUUCAAAAGCAGUGCACUUGGAACUUGGGAUGUACAUAAAUAUGUAGCUAUCUUAAAGCAAGCUUUGUCAAGAGGAGCACCAACACAACAGCCACCAAGAAAUGUUCCUCAAGGCUGCAGUAGCAAUUUUUUUUUUUACUAUUGCAGGUGCCUUAUUGGUAGAAGGCUCUGAAGAGCUAAAAGUAUAUGCAAAAAUUGUAAAAAAAAAAUUUUUAGACAAGUUUUUUGCUAUGUAGCCCAGGCUAGCCUCAGACUUAAAAAUUUCCCCACCUCUACCCCCUCAAGUACUGGGAUUAUAGGCAUGCGCCAUACUCAGCCUACUUGUAAGAUUUUAAAUGAAUUUUAAUAAUCAAGAUUUUCCUGAAGAUUUAUUAAAAAUCAUGUGUUAUUUCUGGUAAUUUCUCCCCCUUUUGUAUUUAUGACUACUAAACAAAUUACCUUCAAGAAAACCAUUGCUAUAAUAUUUUAAAAUAACUUAUGUUUAUCAUGGUCAUUCUCUGAAUGAGAGGAUAUACUAAAUAAAAUAUUUUUAGUGAA
Messenger RNA from Cricetulus griseus (Chinese hamster), 1960 nucleotides. Lineage: Eukaryota; Metazoa; Chordata; Mammalia; Rodentia; Cricetidae. The record is from RefSeq and is a predicted model, not a curated record.